Messenger RNA from Dermacentor andersoni, 948 nucleotides. The record is from RefSeq and is a predicted model, not a curated record. NCBI's taxonomy places the organism in Eukaryota, Metazoa, Arthropoda, Arachnida, Ixodida, Ixodidae.
UGCACCGCAAAGACGAAGGCUGCCCGUUGCGCCACCGGCUCUCUUCCGGCUUCUCCGUUGGUGACAGCUUGGAAAAAGAAUGGGUGACCACGAGACGGCGUCGGCCAUGGACUCCACUACGGGAGGAGAUGCGUCCGCUUACACAAGCCAAAGUACUGUGGCGCCACUUCUAAAUAAGAAAGGAUCCAGCAAGAAGAAUGUGUUCGUGGCAGUCGGUGUUGGCUUGCUCAUCGUCGGGGUCUUGAUUGUCGCCGUGCUUCUGUUCACAGGCUCGUCUGCUUCGGGCGAACGCGUCAUCGGAAAAGAUGAUGAAGACAGUGACGGGAGCAACCAACCGCAGUCGUACGUAGUGAACACGGACAGCGCGCAAACUAAGACGACUAACGUGACCAAAACCAAGGGAAUGACGGAGGAGCCGACUUCAAAAGAAGCCGAGGGAAUGAAGGAGGAGCCGACUUUAAAAGGGGCUACGAGAGCAACCAAGACAUCUAAGAAAACAGUCUCUCCCGCCAGGAACAAACACAACGACACAACGGAAAACGAUGACGACGACCGAAACAACAACAAAGGCAACGAUAGCAAAGAAGAAGAUGACAACAAAGGCAACGAUAGCAAAGAAGAAGGUGACAACAAAGGCAACGAUAGCAAAGAAGAAGAUGACAACAAAGGCAACGAUAGCAAAGAAGGUGACAACAAAGGCAACGAUAGCAAAGAAGAAGGUGACAACAAAGGCAACGAUAGCAAAGAAAAAGGUGACAACAAAGAAGACGACAACAAAGAAGACGACAACUAAGAAGACGACCACGACAUCAAAGAGCACGGGUACAACGACAACAACGCAUGCUCACGGGUCACCCAAGGUUUUUAGACUUUUUUACAGGUUUGAAAGUUUUGAAAGGAAAAUGUGUCGCAUAGAUACGAAUAAAAAUUUUACUGAAAUCAUCAUAA